Messenger RNA from Leucoraja erinaceus (little skate), 2286 nucleotides. Its product is annotated as adhesion G protein-coupled receptor E2-like. Gene Ontology annotation, molecular function: calcium ion binding. Lineage: Eukaryota; Metazoa; Chordata; Chondrichthyes; Rajiformes; Rajidae. The record is from RefSeq and is a predicted model, not a curated record. The coding region runs from base 1 to 906 and encodes 301 amino acids. The transcript has 8 exons.
AUGAUAUGUUUUCUCUCUGUCUCAGAUAAAGAUGAAUGCCACGAAGGUCUGUGUGGCCCCAAUGCAGCCUGCAGAAACACAAUCGGAGGUUUCCUCUGCAGUUGUAUCAGGGGAUUUGUCCCGACAUUCAACCAGCCACUGAAUAAUAGGACAACGUCCAUCUGUGUUGAUAAAGAUGAAUGCCGUGACGGUCCGUGUGGCCCUCAUGAAGCCUGCAUAAACACAUUCGGAGGUUUCCACUGCAGUUGUUUGAAGGGAUAUCACCGGAUAUCAAACCAGCUGGAAAAUAGGACGGUGUCCUUCUGCAUAGAUAUAAACGAGUGUGACUCUAGCCCAUGUGGGCCCAUGGCUACCUGUCACAACACUGAGGGCAGUUUCUACUGCUCCUGCAAUAAAGGAUUUGACGGUGAUUGUAAAUUAGCCAACUCCUCGAAGUUGUGCUGCAGAGAUAAGGACGAGUGUGAGUCUGAACCGUGUGGAGAUAACGCAGUCUGUCACAACACCGUUGGGAGCUUCUACUGCAAGUGUGUUAAAGGGUUUUACACUGCGGAACACAGGUUCACCAACCCCAAGGAGUCUCAAUGUAAAGACUAUGAUGAGUGCUACACCAGCCCACCCAUCUGCGGCAGCAAUGCCUCCUGCUACAACACAGAGGGGACCUUCCACUGCCUCUGUGACAAGGGGUUCGCCCAACUGUCCGGCAAGAGGCACUUCACUGGCUACAGGGGCCGGUGCAAGGAUGUUAACGAGUGUCGAUUGAACCCAUGUGUCCCCAAUGCCAGCUGCAAUAACACGGUGGGCAGUUAUACCUGUGUCUGCAAUCUCGGAUACAUUUCAUCAUCAGGGGGGAGCAGACUGAAUCCUGGUGAUGUCUGUGUCAGUGUGCACGUCAGGAAGCCGGCUUAAUGUUUUAUUUAAGAGGUAAUAUUCCAGCAGUUCAGCUCUUUUUUAGCGUUAUCCUGGAACCUGUACACAGGUCACAGGAGUGGCCUUUAAACCUCCCCUCUGUUCCUCAGGCACACCCCAAGGCUGUGUUCUCUCACCCUGGCUAUUCUCCCUUUACACAAACCAGCUCACAUCCCACCACAGCUCCGUCAACCUGUACAAGUACGCGGACGACUCAACCAUCAUUGGAUUCAUCACCAACAACCAAGAAACUGAAUACCAUGCACAGGUCAACCAAGCAGUGACCUGGUGCACAGACCAUGAUCUCUUACUCAAUUCAUCAAAAACAAAAUAACUCAUCAUCGACCCAAGACGCCAGCCAUCCCCCAAAACUCCUGUGCUCAUUAAAGGUGAAUCCAUCUCCAUCACUGACACAUUCAAACUCCUUGGAAUCCACAUCAGCAACAACCUCAAAUGGAGGACAAACGCAGACCACAUCUAUGGAAAAGCCCAGCAAAGACUUUUCCAUCUCCGACAGCUCAGGGAGUUCAGAGUAACGUCUCAUCUCAUGCUCCGCUUCUAUACAGCCAUCAUUGAAAGCAUCCUCACUUCAUCCAUCACAGUCUGGUUCGGCAGUCUCAACUCACUCUCCCGGAAGAAAUUACAGCGCAUCAUCAACAGAACAUCAAAAAUUAUUGGCUUACCCCUACCAUCCCUUGAAUCACUUUAUCAAACGGACAUUACACAGAGCCCGCAAGAUCAUCUCUGAUCCUACUCACCCUGCACACUAUGCCUUUCAGCUACUGCCCUCUGGGAGGCGCUACAGGACAAUUGCCUCCAAAACAAACCGCUUCAAAAACAGUUUCAUUCCCACUGCAAUUAACUUUUUAAACUCUGUACGGUGAGGAAUAAGAAUAAGCAUGGCCCUUAUGUAUUAUGUAAUGUGUCUGUCUGUAUGUAUAUCUAUAACCAUAUAAUCAUAUAACCAUAUAACAAUUACAGCACGGAAACAGGCCAUCUCGGCCCUACAAGUCCGUGCUGAACAACUUUUUUUCCCUUAGUCCCCCUUGCCUGCACUCAUACCAUAACCCUCCAUUCCCUUCUCAUCCAUAUGCCUAUCCAAUUUAUUUUUAAAUGAUACCAAUGAACCUGCCUCCACCACUUCCACUGGAAGCUCAUUCCACACCGCUACCACUCUCUGAGUAAAGAAGUUCCCCCUCAUAUUACCCCUAAUCUUCUGUCCCUUAAUUCUGAAGUCAUGUCCUCUUGUUUGAAUCUUCCCUAUUCUCAAAGGGAAAAGCUGAUCCACAUCAACUCUGUCUAUCCCUCUCAUCAUUUUAAAGACCUCUAUCAAGUCCCCCCUUAACCUUCUGCGCUCCAGAGAAUAAAGACCUAACAUUC